Scheffersomyces amazonensis is the source of this 1855-nucleotide messenger RNA. RefSeq names its product Fcy23p (gene FCY23). The record is from RefSeq and is a predicted model, not a curated record. Gene Ontology annotation, biological process: transmembrane transport. Gene Ontology annotation, molecular function: transmembrane transporter activity. Gene Ontology annotation, cellular component: fungal-type vacuole membrane; plasma membrane. The coding region runs from base 78 to 1787 and encodes 569 amino acids. Lineage: Eukaryota; Fungi; Ascomycota; Pichiomycetes; Serinales; Debaryomycetaceae. The transcript has a single exon.
AAAUAUUCGAACUCCCUAUAAUCACUAUUAUCGUCUGGUAAAGCAGUAUAAGUAGACCGAGGUAAAUAAUAAUAAUAAUGCCUAUGGAUAGCAGUUCAUCCACCAGAAAGGAUGGUGAGAUUAUUGUUACUGAAACCGAUAAUAGUGAAAGAUCUAAAUAUUUUCAUCCUGUGAAAAAGUUUGGAGAUAGUGAUGCAUCGAUUGUUGAAAAUAGUAAUGAUAUAAGUAUUAGUAAAGAUGAAUAUAAUAAUAAUACUAUUUGGAGAACUAUUGCUCGAGCAUCAGCUAAAUUAGACUCUCUUGGAGUUGAAACCAGAGGUAUUGAACGUAUAGAACCAUAUGAAAGAUCAACUAAUAAAAUGAAACAAUUAAUUUCAGUUAUUGGACUUUGGUUAUCAGCUUGUGGUGGGUUAAGUUCCAUGUCUUCAUUCUUCUUAGGUCCUUUAUUAUUUGACUUAGGUUUAAGAAAUACUUUAAUAUCUGGUUUAAUAGGUCAAGCUGUUGGUUGUGCAAUUGCUGCUUAUUGUUCAUUAAUGGGUCCUAGAUCUGGUUGUAGACAAAUGGUAGGUGCUAGAUUUUUAUUUGGUUGGUGGUUUGUGAAGUUAGUAAGUUUAGUUAGUAUUAUUGGUGUUAUGGGUUGGUCUGUUGUUAAUAGUGUGGUUGGAGGUCAAAUCUUGGCAAGUAUUAGUAAUGGUAAAAUUCCAUUAAUUGUUGGUAUUAUUAUCAUUGCUGUUAUUUCUUUGGCAGUGGCUAUUGGAGGUAUUAAACAAUUAUUGAAAGUUGAAACAUUAUUAAGUUUACCAGUAAAUUUUGCUUUCUUAUUAUUAUACAUUGUUGCAUCUAAGAAAUUUGAUUAUUUAACUUUGGAAGAUGCAAUCACUGAUGUUGCAGUAAUUAGAGGUAAUUGGUUGACUUAUUUCUCAUUAUGUUAUUCAAUCACAUCAACUUGGGGAUCUAUUGCUUCUGAUUAUUAUAUAUUAUUCCCAGAAGAUUCUCCUGAUUUACAAAUUUUCUGUAUCACUUUCUUUGGUAUCUUAAUUCCAACAACUUUUGUAGGAGUUGCUGGUUUAUUAAUUGGUAAUGUUGCCUUAACUUAUGAGCCUUGGGGUAAUGCAUAUGCCGCUUAUGGUAUGGGAGGAUUAUUAAAUGAAGCUUUCAAACCAUGGGGUGGUGGUGGGAAGUUCUUAUUAAUUAUGAUUUUCCUUUCUUUAAUUUCCAACAAUAUUUUAAAUACUUAUUCCGCAGCUUUUGGAAUCCAACUUUCUGGUAGAGUAAUGGCUAAAAUUCCUAGAUGGAUUUGGGCAUUUAUUGUUACAGCAAUUUAUCUUGUUUGUGCAUUAGUGGGUAGAAAUAAGUUUGCAACAAUUUUAUCUAAUUUCUUACCUAUGGUAGGUUAUUGGAUUUCAAUGUAUUUUAUUAUAUUAUUGGAAGAAAAUACUAUUUUCAGAACUGAUAAAUUUAAGUACCUUUAUACUAAAGAAUUCCCUCAUGAUGAAGAUGAAACUACUUCUGAAAGAGAUUAUAUUGUCACAAGACAAUCUAAAGUCAACAAGCAUUAUAAUUUCAAGAUAUGGAAUGAUUAUGACAAAUUAACUCAUGGAUUAGCUGCUUCAGCUUCAUUUGUUAUUGGAGCAACUGGUGCUGCUGUAGGGAUGUCUCAAACAUAUUGGACAGGACCUAUUGCUAAAGAAGUAGGAGGAGAUGUUGCUAUGUGGUUAUGUAUGGGAUUUAGUGGAUUAGUGUUCCCUGUUUUAAGAUACUUUGAAUUAAAGAAAUAUGGUCGUUAGAGUUAUAUAGAGACUGACUUUAAUUUACAUUUACUAUUAAUUGAAAAAGAAAAAAAAUAAAAAACGUA